Peniophora sp. CBMAI 1063 is the source of this 888-nucleotide messenger RNA. Lineage: Eukaryota; Fungi; Basidiomycota; Agaricomycetes; Russulales; Peniophoraceae. The record is from the annotation of a GenBank genome assembly.
AUGCCCGAGAACGAGUACAACAUCUUCAGCCCCCAGCACGAUGUCUAUCCACUGAUAGAUCCUCAAGGGAUUUUCGCCUCGCAGGCGUUCAAAGACAAGGUCGUCAUCGUCACCGGUGGAUCCGAAGGUAUCGGUGGUACCGUCGCACUCUUCUAUGCGCGAGCUGGGGCCAGGAUCGUUCUCGUGUCGCGCAGUUCCAAUAAACUGGAAGAUCGAAAGAGUAUCAUCGAGAAGGACGUCCCCGGAGCACAAGUUUUGGUCGUCGCCGGCGACAUAUCGGACCCCGAGGUCGGUAAGCGCGCAGUGACGACUGCUGUGGACGCAUGGGGCCGACUGGACGUCGUCGUGGCCAAUCCAGCCAGCGCAAUGGGAGGCUCAGGGAGACUCGCAGACCGAGAUCCUUUGGCUUGGUGGCGUACUCAAGAGGUUAACCUUCGGGGUACAUUGAACACAGUCCACCCCGCCAUUCCAGAGCUCCUUAAGACGAAGGGCCAGAUAAUCGUCACAUCGUCCAACGCAUCGUAUGAUCGCUCACCUCCGAUGGCGGACUAUGGGAUCAGCAAGCUAUCAAUCAAUCGCUUCGUUGAACUCGUCGCGUUAGACUAUCCUGAGCUCUCUGUCUACGCUGUCCAUCCUGGCGGGAUCUGGACGCCUGGGUCCACUGGUUUUCUGAAGAGCAUGGGUCUUCAAGACGUAGUGCCCAUGCCGGACUCGGUGGAGCUACCUGCGGCCACAUUUCUUUGGCUUACUGCACGUAACGCCGAGUUCCUCAGUGGAAGAUACGUGCAUGCGUGCUGGGACCUUAACGAGGUUCUGGCUAAGAAGGAAGAGAUCAUCCGUGAUAACCUUCUCGUCACGAAGCUUGUGGGGCCGGAUAAGUCUACGUAG